AUGGCGAGUAAAAAACUGAGGAGAGCAGGCGUUUCGACUGAAAUAUGUGACCGCCUGAAGCGUCACCACAUCGAUACUUGUCAGGAUUUCCUGUCCCUCACACCCAUAGAGAUAAUGCGGCUCGCUGGACUAAGCUACGAUAAAGUACUGGAAAUGCUGCGGACGGUUAGCAAAGCCUGUUCUCCUCCGGUGACCACUGCGUUGGAGUGGUGGAGGCGGAAAGAAGAGUUGUGUUUCUCCACGUCUUUGCCUGCUCUGGACAGACUGCUACAUGGAGGAUUACCCAGGGGCACCCUCACAGAGGUGACAGGUCCAUCUGGCUGUGGGAAGACUCAGUUCUGCAUGAUGCUCAGUGUGUUGGCGACGCUGCCGAAGAACAUGGGAGGCCUGGAUGGAGGAGUCAUCUACAUCGACACGGAGUCUGCCUUCUCUGCGGAGAGGCUGGUGGAGAUCGCCCAGAGCAGGUUUCCCGAUUAUUUCUCUGUGAAGCAGCGGGUUGUACAGAUGGCCGAACGUGUCCGCCUGUUUCGGGAACUUACCUGUCUGGAUGUCCUCAACAGAUUGGAGCGUCUGGAGGAGGACAUUAUCUCUUGUCGGGCAGGGCUGAUCAUUCUCGACUCCGUGGCGUCUGUGGUGAGGAAAGAGUUUGACACUUCGUUGCCGGGAAACCUAACACUCCGUAGCAACCUCCUUGGCAAAGAGGCCGCUACACUCAAAUACCUGUCGCAGGAGUUCCGCAUCCCAGUUGUCUUAACCAACCAGAUCACCACACAUGUGAGUGAGAAAGCAGCUUGGAAUGAUCUGGAAGCUGAUUUGGAGGAUGACUCCGGGCGUGUAACUGCUGCGCUUGGGAACACCUGGAGUCACAGCGUCAACACGCGACUCAUCGUCCAGUACCUGGAUGGCCAGCGGAGACAGAUGAUCAUUGCAAAGUCGCCUGUGGCCCCUUUUGCAGUGCUUAACUACACCAUUCACAGAGACGGUUUUCGGCUGGAAGGAAACGAUGACCUAGAAACUUUCUCGAAUGAAGGCACCGACCCAGGGCUCCAGCCAAUCAGAGUGAGGACGGGACUUCACUGCCACCUGACCCAGGCCACACCCAAAGCAUGA
This is a messenger RNA of Chanos chanos (milkfish), 1110 nucleotides long. It is a transcript of the gene rad51b, whose product is annotated as RAD51 paralog B. NCBI's taxonomy places the organism in Eukaryota, Metazoa, Chordata, Actinopteri, Gonorynchiformes, Chanidae. Gene Ontology annotation, molecular function: single-stranded DNA binding; double-stranded DNA binding; ATP hydrolysis activity. Gene Ontology annotation, cellular component: replication fork; Rad51B-Rad51C-Rad51D-XRCC2 complex. The coding region runs from base 1 to 1110 and encodes 369 amino acids. Gene Ontology annotation, biological process: double-strand break repair via homologous recombination. The transcript is spliced from 11 exons. The record is from RefSeq and is a predicted model, not a curated record.